GCUGAAGAAUUUGGCCGGAAAGUCUGGGCCUGGGAUUUCAGUAAUAAGUGGAGAUGGCGGCGGCUGCUGCCGGUAGAACGGUUGGGACAAAAUUGGGCCUCCGUGAGAUUCGAAUCCACUUAUGCCAGCGCUCACCCAGCAGCCAGGGUGUCAGGGACUUCAUCGAGAAACGCUAUGUGGAGCUGAAGAAGGCGAACCCUGACCUUCCUAUUCUAAUCCGCGAAUGUUCCGAUGUUCAGCCCAAACUGUGGGCCCGCUACGCAUUUGGCCAAGAGAAGAAUGUCUCUUUGAACAACUUCAGUGCUGAUCAGGUAACCAGAGCCCUGGAAAACGUACUGAGUGGCAAAGCUUGAAGCCUUCACUAAGGAUUAUGACCAAGACCCCCAGAAAUCUGGGCUCUGCUAGACAGUACAAUGAGAAAAUGUGUUCUUAUAAAGCCUGUGCUGUAAAAUGCU
This is a messenger RNA of Fukomys damarensis (Damara mole-rat), 455 nucleotides long. RefSeq names its product NADH:ubiquinone oxidoreductase subunit A2 (gene Ndufa2). The coding region runs from base 54 to 353 and encodes 99 amino acids. The record is from RefSeq and is a predicted model, not a curated record. Lineage: Eukaryota; Metazoa; Chordata; Mammalia; Rodentia; Bathyergidae. The transcript is spliced from 3 exons.